Molecule: messenger RNA, 3658 nt
Organism: Oncorhynchus gorbuscha (pink salmon)
Lineage: Eukaryota; Metazoa; Chordata; Actinopteri; Salmoniformes; Salmonidae
Product: plexin domain-containing protein 2-like
Exons: 14
Coding region: 439-2070 (543 amino acids)
Source: RefSeq, a predicted model, not a curated record
AACUCACAUUGCACCUCUUCUUUCCCGGGUAGGAAUGAGACCUAUGUGUGUGGAGCUGGGAUGACCCCAAUAUUCUGAACCGUUUUGCUUUUUUUUGUGGUGGCCCGGGACCUUCUCGGACCGUAUGCGCGCAUUCACGCAUAUCUUCACUCACUCACUCACUCACUCACUCACUCACUCACUCACUCACUCACUCACUCACUCACUCACUCACUCAUUCACGCACACACACACACAAACAAAACACCACACAUCAUAUUCCGCGUCUGCAAACCAACGAACAGCGCAGACAGGUUUUGCUCUGCGAAAGGCUGUCUUGCAGACUACACUCGAGAAGAGUUACGGAGUGUAGUCUACUUAUCCCCUACGAUUUUUGGUGUAUGAAAAAAAUAAACAUUCUAUAAAGAGGAGCAGUACAAUCAAUCGUGGAUCUCGGAUAUGGCAGGUGUGAAGACAUUCGACCUUGUUGUUGGAGUUGUUUUAGUUUUUCUGUCUCUUGGAAAUGCGUUUCAAGAGCCCAGACAGGACCCGACAAACAGGGACUCCUACUCCUACGUGCAAGGGCAGCCUCUGGAUAAGGAGGACAUGGCGGUUGAUGUGAAGCUGUACAGUCACCGGUGGAGGAGGUGGCUGUCCCCAGAACAGCCACGUAACAGGGACAGCAACAGGGCCAGCCAGGACCAUGAGCAGGGUCAGGAUCAGGGUCAAGACCAACCUGAUGGGGGUUUCCCAGGCCUGCUCUCAGCAGAGGACAGCCAGGACACUGACAACAGCUCCCAGAUAGAGGAGGACACAGAUCACAACUACUACACAUCGAAGACCUACGGCCCCACGGACCCCAUGAGCAAAGACUUGUGGGUAAACGUUGACCAGAUGGACAAGGACAAGGUGAAGAUCCAUGGCAUCCUGUCCAACACUCACAGGCAAGCUGCGAGAGUAAAUCUUUCCUUCGAUUUUCCCUUCUAUGGACAUUUCCUGCGUGAUCUCACCGUGGCAACUGGUGGGUUCAUCUACACAGGGGACGUGGUCCACAGAAUGCUGACGGCCACCCAGUACAUCGCCCCCCUCAUGGCCAACUUUGACCCUAGUGUCUCCAGGAACUCAACCGUCAUCUACUUCGACAAUGGCACUGCUCUGGUGGUCCAGUGGGAUCAUGUCCACCUGCAAGACAACUACAACCUGGGUAGCUUCACCUUCCAGGCCACACUGCACAGCGACGGCAGGAUUGUCUUCGCCUACAAAGAGAUUCCAAUGGAGGUGGCCCAGAUCAGCUCCGUCAAUCACCCGGUGAAAGUGGGCCUCUCCGAUGCCUUUGUGGUGGUCCACAGGAUCCAGCAGAUACCCAAUGUUCGUCGGAGAACGAUCUAUGAGUACCAUCGUGUGGAGCUGACAAAGACCAAAAUCACCAACUCUACAGCAGUGGAGAUGAUGCCUCUACCGACGUGUCUCCAGUUCACCAGCUGUGACAGCUGCAUCUCCUCCCAGAUCAACUUCAACUGCAGCUGGUGCCACCUCCUACGCAGGUGUUCCAGUGGGUUUGACCGCCAUCGGCAGGACUGGGUUGAUAACAGCUGUCCUGAUGAGACCAAAGACAAAAGCUGUGAUAUCAUCAGCACCACACAACUCGAUCCAUUCAUCACCACGUUAGUUGCCAAAACAACAGGCCAGAGCAGACGCCGAGGAGAGACCACCACAGCCGGAGCCUCCUCGUCCACAUCCCGACCCCCAACCAGCGUCCCCACUGAAGAUGACACCAAGAUUGCUCUGCAUCUUAAAGACAAUGGAGCGAUGCCAAAGGAGAGUGCUGCGGAGAGGAAGGACACACACCCACUGCACACUGGCCUGAUCCUGGGCAUUCUCGUGGUCUUGCUCAUCAUGGCAGCCGCAGUCCUGGUCACUGUCUACAUCUACCACCACCCUACAUCAGCCGCAAGCCUCUUCUUCAUCGAGAGACGUCCCAGCAGGUGGCCGGCCAUGAAGUUCCGUCGAGGGUCGGGUCACCCGGCCUACGCGGAGGUGGAGCCCGUGGGCCAGGAGAAGGAGGGCUUUAUUGAGUCUGAGCAGUGCUAAGGGGCAUGCACCGCUCCCCCAAUGCGACUGAUUGACGCUGGUCUCUUGUUUUGUCGAUUCAAACGUUCACUGUCAAUAUUGUGAAAUGAGAUGAGAAAAUCGUGGUGGUGUCACUUUGAAAUCCCCAUACUUUUUUUCUGGUGGUCUGAGAGUAAGGCCUUGUGUUUGGUGGACUACCACGGUGAACCUUCAAACCUGGCUUGUUCAACAGAGAGCUGAUCUGAGAGCUGCUGAGGGAGGGUCACUGCCAGAGGGACUGUGCUGUGGGAAAACGUUAAACUGAUCUCAAGUCAGUUCUUCAGUCCAAGCCCAAAGUCUUCGAACACUUCACACUCACGGUGGUGAACGUGACUGACUUCUUGGGGAGAGAGUGAACGUAACGGUGUCAUUGAGUGGGUUGUACAGUGUGACUGCCCUACACUGGUGGUGUGUGAUGUGAGGGGGGAGUAAAGUAAGAAGAAUUAUACAGUAUAUUUUUCAGAAAGAAUACAGAGUAUGUGAACAGAGAUCUUGACUUUAAAUGUUGGUGAGGCCCAAUAGGCCUUUAUAUAUCCUUUGAGGUUUUGCUAAUUAACUGUUCCAUGUUGGGUUUCUUUAUGUUGCUUUUUUAACUGGGGUUUUAUUAUUCCUAAUCAGUGAGGGGAUUUUGUCUUGCUUUCCACUACCAUAAUAAGGCUUCUUUAUCGUAGCUUUUUACUUCAUAGCGUGAUUCAAUAGUGUGAUAUGCUCCUACUACUGCCCCUCAUCCCACCCAGGAGUAGCAGGCCUUUGUUGGUAUCUCUUUUUUUACAUAAAGUUUGUUUCAUUUUUUAAAACGUUUUUUUUUUUUUUUACAUUGAUUUCAGUACUGCCGUGCCAUUCUUUCCCUGACUGGAGUUUGCUCAACAUUCUUUCCCUGACUGGAGUUUGCUCAACAUUCUUUGCACAAAGUUGUUCAUGCACAUACAUCUUUAUUUCAUUUGGUACAAUUGUAAAAUUGCGAGACAGGCGCUUUGUGUGUGUGUGUGUGUGUGUGUGUGUGUGUGUGUGUGUGUGUGUGUGUGUGUGUGUGUGUGUGUGUGUGUGUGUGUUUUUUGUGUGAUUGGAUAUCAACCUGCUUAUAGGUGGGUCAGUUUGAGCUGGGUCUGUGUAAUUGAUGCUGAGUGGUUGACCAGAGGUACUUUUACAUACCUGGCUUGAGUUUGCCUGGGUUUUGAUUUUAUGUGUACAAUGUGGUUUUCAAGUAGUUUGACCUAAGGGCGUCAAUUGGGUAUGGCAGUCCCCAUACCCUAGCUCAAUACUAACAAGUUAAAAUAGGCUACUAAAAUCAUUCCAAUCCCGAUUUACAAGACAAAUGCAGUUUAGCAGUAUUAGCGGGGUGGCUUUAGGACCAAACAUCCAUCGGAAUGGGAUGGUGAACAGCACAACAUUCAUUUUAAAACAGUGUAGAGGUAGAAGAUUGCUGUAGAUGGCUAAGAUGCUAGGUAACUGUCGUUUGACUUGGAAUGAAAUUAGUUUUUAAUCCCACAUCUGAGCUAGGGCAUCGCAGCUAAUUGCUGUAUGACGUGUUUGAGGUAAAUUUCAUUUUUGUUGUUCUCCAAAUAGCAUU